Messenger RNA from Didymodactylos carnosus, 2682 nucleotides. NCBI's taxonomy places the organism in Eukaryota, Metazoa, Rotifera, Eurotatoria, Philodinida, Philodinidae. The record is from the annotation of a GenBank genome assembly.
AUGUGGCUAUAUGAAACAUGUUUAAAAGCAGUUGCAUCCUAUGCUUCAUUGUACAUAAAUGAUGAAUUUGAACAGUUAUGUGAUAAAGUCUUAAAAGAUUUAUUAUUCUAUGUUUCACCGUAUGAACUUGAACGGAUUGAGAUCAUCUAUGAAAGACGUCAUAUUGUUACAAACGAUGUUUGGCGUAGACAUUUUGACCUUGUAUGGUCAUUAUCUCGUGACGAUAAAGAUUUAUAUGAAUCACAAUCAAAUGAUGUUAUACCAUAUAAACGAUUGUAUUUUGAAUAUUUAUUUCACGAUAGUCAAGUACUUCAAUUAGGUAUUUAUGUUAAUAUUAAUAGUAAACCACAACGAAUUAUAGAUUUAUCAAUAUAUGAACAUAUUAAAUAUAAUUUGAGUAGAGAAUCAGUUAUUUAUUGUGCUAAACAACGUCUCAUUGAAACAUCAACACUUUCUUUUCUAUGGAAUUAUGAAUGGAAUCAUUAUAUCAAACGUUUUAUUCUCAUACCAAAUACUUGGAAAUUAUUAAAAGCCGAUGAACAAAUGAUUUAUUGUUUUAUGAAUGAUGUCACUGAUUUAGUUCUUAGCGGAUAUCCUACAGAAACGGAUAUUAACGGAAUGAAAUUUGUUUUAGAGUUAUUAACACGUGGAAAUAUAAAAAGUAUUGUUCUUAAAUUUCCAUCCUAUUGUUUAAUGAAUAUUCUUGCUCCUUUACUUAUCUAUCCAAGAAGUUAUUCUAUUUCUUAUUUAUGUAAUAUUCAAAAAAUAAAUCAUUCCGAUUUAAGUUUAAAUACAGAGUUAAAACGACGUUUUGUAUUACCAUUUCUUAAACGAAAACAAAAAAUGUGUUUACAAGUACAAUUACAUACAACAAACGAAUCAUCAGUACCAUCACUACCUAUCAGAGGAUCAUUACCAAAUUUUAGACAAUUAUCAUCAAUAUCAAUAGAAAGUAAUCAUUCGAUAGUCACACAACAAAGUUCAACCGAUACAACAAAUGCUAUAAUGUCCGAUUCAAUUAGUUCACGAACCAAUAUUAGUGAUUCAAUCGAUUUUCUUAUAUCAUCACCAAAUACGGUGAUACAAAAUCAUUCAUCAUUAACAAAUCAUUUGACAUCAGUAGAAACAAAUUUUUUACCAGACUUAGUUAUUCAACAACAUAACAGAUUUCAACCGCGACAAUCACAAUUACCAACAACAACGAUUCUAUCGACAAUUGUUUCAAAUCAUAUUCUACCAACAGCUCAAAUAAUACCAGUGGAUAACAAUACUCUUCCACAAGAUUCAACGUUUGAUCACGAAAUUAGUCUUUCCACACUCAAUCAACAUUAUGAAGAACAAUUAAUUCAUCAUUUAAAUCGAUCUCGGACGUUAAUUCAUUUUCGAAAUCCAUUAUUAUCAUUGACUAAUGAUGUGGUAUCAACACGUUAUAUCGCAUCAGAACGAUCCAUGUUAUCACCAGGCACACGAUCAUUUCCUGCAUUAUCAAUGCCACUUCUACAACAACCAUUUUCAUUGAGCGAUAGUAAUAUCUAUAAUCGGCCGACAACGGUAACAUCAAGACCAUUUUCUAAUGGUUUAAUCGAACCACCACCAGUAACAAAGGCCAUUGGAGAAAAAAAUGAAACAAUUGAGGAAAACGGUGUACUCUUACAUCUAACAAAACAGAAUCAAAUAUGCUUUCUUACUAGUUUAUCAAUCUAUUAUGUAUCGAAUCAUGAAACAAUUGAAUUAUUGGCCAUCGCUCUUCUAGGUAUGCAUCAAAUUAAUUAUUUAACAUUAAUCAAUAUUGGUCUUUAUUCAUCACAAUUAGAAACAAAUUUAUUAGAACUAUGUAAACGUUCUCAAUUACAAUCGUUACAUAUAGGCAGUUUAACACUAUCCAAAGGAGCUUUAGGUUUUAUUAUCGAUUUGUACACAAAUUAUGGUGUUAAAUUAAAUUGUUUAAAAAUGGAUGCUUUGAAAUUACCACUAGAAGCUCUAGAUCUUAUUAGUACACUCGAUUUUGAACAACAACAUUUUCUUAUGAAUUCCUAUUUGGCGCGUUUUUCGUGGAGUGAAAAACAUUUUCAACAUAUCCAUAUGCAUCUACUAGUGAAACUAUUAUCAAGUGCAAAAAAUAUUCUACGAUUAGAUAUAUCAUCGAUGCUGGAAUCAGAUACUAUAUUGGAUGAAUGGUGCCAACAUAUCACUGAAAAUUAUCAUCAAAUUAAUGAUUUGAGAAUACGAAAUAUUCGUUUGAGACCAAAUAUAUUGGAAAUAUUUCUCUAUUCACUACGUGCUCAAGAUAACAAGAUAAAAAUUUUACAUUUGGAACGUUCAAGUUUAAUAUGGAAUUUUAUUACACAACAAGCAUUUACUAAUUUUAUUAUAAAGCAAAAUAAUUAUUUAAAUGAUUUAAAUUUAGCCUAUAAUAAUUUGGAUAUAACAUUUGUAAAAUGGUUGUGUGAAAUGAUCAAAGAAAAGAAAAAUUGUUGGUCAAUAUUGAACAUUAAUCUUAACUUUAAUAUUAUCUCAUAUGAAGCAAUGAUGAUGUUAUUACAUACAUUAAAAGACUAUAGAGAUAAAUGGCAUACGAAAGCCGUGAAACGAAUCGAUUUAUUAGGAAAUGCAUUAGAUUUAAACGAAAUUUUGAGUUUAAGAAAAGAAUUUGCCACAGUUGGAUGUGAUAUAAUCACAUGA